Molecule: messenger RNA, 7401 nt
Organism: Pseudopipra pipra
Lineage: Eukaryota; Metazoa; Chordata; Aves; Passeriformes; Pipridae
Gene: MED1
Product: mediator complex subunit 1
Exons: 17
Coding region: 169-4917 (1582 amino acids)
Biological process (GO): regulation of transcription by RNA polymerase II; cellular response to thyroid hormone stimulus
Cellular component (GO): mediator complex
Molecular function (GO): transcription coregulator activity; nuclear thyroid hormone receptor binding; nuclear retinoic acid receptor binding
Source: RefSeq, a predicted model, not a curated record
CCGGGGGCGGGGGGCGCAGCCGCGGGCGCAGCAGCAAUGGCGGCGGCGGCCGCGGCCGUGUGAGGGAGGGCCAGGGCGGCCCGGCCCCGCCGCCGCCCCCAGCGCAGGGCCCCCCGGCCGCCACACCGGCACCGGCACCGGCCACGACACCGGCACCAACACCCCGACAUGAAGGCGGCGCCGGGCGGCGCCGAGGAGGCGGAGAAGCUGAACAAGAUGAGCUCCCUCCUGGAGAGGCUCCACGCCAAGUACAGCCAGAACAGGCCCUGGACAGAGACCAUGAAGCUGGUCCGGCAGGUCAUGGAAAAGCGAGUUGUGCUGAACUCGGGGGGGCACCAGCACCUGGUGAGCUGCUUGGAGACACUGCAGAAGGCCCUGAAAGUCUCGUCCCUGCCUGCCAUGACCGACCGCCUGGAGUCCAUCGCCAGGCAGAGCGGCCUGGGGUCCCACCUGAGCGCCAACGGCACCGAGUGCUACAUCACCUCGGACAUGUUCUACGUGGAAGUGCAGCUGGACCCCACCGGGCUACUCUGUGAUGUCAAGGUGGCCCACCAUGGAGAGAACCCCGUGAGCUGUCCAGAACUGGUGCAGCACCUGAGAGAGAAAAAUUUUGAUGAGUUUUCUAAACAUCUGAGGGGGCUGGUGAACCUGUACAAGCUGCCAGGAGAGAACAAACUUAAAACUAAAAUGUACUUGGCUCUGCAGUCCCUGGAGUUGGAUCUCCAAAAGAUGGCUGGGAUGUACUGGCAAGCCACCAAUGCCAACCCCCUCGACAAGAUUCUCCAUGGCAGUGUUGGUUAUCUCACCCCCAGGAGUGGAGGUCUGCUGAUGAACCUCAAAUAUUACGUGUCCCCCUACGAUUUAUUUGAGGACGGCACCGGAGCCCCCGUGAUCCUGCAUGAGAACAAUGUUCCUCGCUCGCUGGGUAUGAACGUGGCCGUGACAGUCGAGGGCACCAUGACCAUGCACAAGCUUCCCAUUGCUCCCCUGAUCAUGGGCUCCCACCCCGUGGACAGCAAAGGGACCCCGUCCUUCUCCUCCAUCACCAGUGCCAACAGCGUGGAUUUACCGGCCUGCUUCUUCCUGAAGUUCCCACGUCCCAUCCCGGUGUCUCGAGCUUUCAUUCAGAAACUCCAGAGCUGCACAGGGAUCCCGCUGUUUGACACCCCGCCCACGUUUGUUCCCCUGUACGAGCUGAUCACGCAGUUUGAGCUCUCCAAGGAGGCUGAUCCCCUGCCCUUGAACCACAACAUGCGCUUCUACGCCGCUCUUCCAGGACAGCAGCACUGUUACUUCCUGAACAAGGACGCCCCUCUCCCGGAUGGAAGGAGCCUCCAGGGCACUCUGAUCAGUAAAAUCGCCUUCCAGCACCCGGGCAGGGUUCCCCUCAUCCUCAACCUCAUCAGGCACCAGGUGGCCUACAACACCCUCAUCGGCAGCUGCGUCAAGAGGACAGUCCUCAAGGAAGAUUCUCCCGGGAUCCUGCAGUUUGAGGUUUGCCCUCUCUCCGACUCCUGUUUCAGUGUCUCCUUCCAGCACCCCGUGAACGACUCCCUGGUGUGUGUGGUGAUGGAUGUGCAGGACUCCACCCACGUGAACUGUAAGCUGUACAAGGGGCUGUCCGACGCCCUUAUCUGUACAGAUGAUUUCAUUGCCAAAGUUGUUCAAAGGUGCAUGUCCAUCCCCGUGACCAUGAGGGCGAUCCGUAGGAAAGCAGAAACCAUUCAAGCUGACACCCCAGCCCUGUCCCUCAUUGCAGAGACAGUGGAAGACAUGGUGAAGAAAAACCUGCCCCCCGCCAGCAGCCCAGGGUAUGGCAUGACCACAGGCAGCAACCCAAUGAGCGGGACCACCACCCCAACCAACACUUUUCCUGGGGGGCCCAUCACUACUUUGUUUAACAUGAGCAUAAGCAUGAAAGAGAGGCAUGACUCGGUGGGCCAUGGGGAGGACUUCAGCAAAGUGUCUCAGAACCCUAUUCUCACUAGUUUGUUGCAGAUCACAGGGAAUGUGGGGUCAACCCUUGGCUCAAGUCCGACCCCCCCCCACCACACACCACCACCAGUAUCCUCACCAGCCAGCAACACCAAGAACCACCCCAUGCUCAUGAACCUCCUUAAGGAGAAUCCCCCUCAGGAUUUCUCCACCCUGUAUGGGAGCAGCCCCCUGGAAAGGCAGAACUCUUCCUCUGGCUCCCCCAGGAUGGAGAUGGGCCCCGGGGGGAAUAAGCAAAAGAAAAAAAAAUCCCGCGUGCCGGCCGACAAGCCCAAGCACCAGACUGAGGACGAUUUCCAGAGGGAGCUCUUCUCCAUGGACGUUGACUCCCAGAACCCCAUUUUUGACGUGAACAUGACCGCAGACACCCUGGACACCCCCCACAUUACUCCAGCCCCCAGCCAGUGCAGCACUCCUCCCGCCACCUACCCCCAGGCGCUGCCCCACGCCCAGCCCAGCAUCCAGAGGAUGGUCCGUCUGUCCAGCUCCGACAGCAUCGGGCCCGACGUCACCGACAUCCUCUCCGACAUAGCGGAGGAGGCCUCCAAGCUGCCCCCCAGCACCGAGGACUGCCCACCCAUGGGGACUCCGGUCCGAGACUCCUCUAGUUCAGGACAUUCACAAAGUGCCCUCUUUGACCCCGAUGUGUUUCAGGCCAACAGCAGUGAGAACCCCUACACAGACCCCGCAGACCUGAUCGCUGACGCCGCUGUGAGCCCCAACAGCGACUCCUCCAACCAUUUCUUCCCAGACGGAGUAGAUUUCAACCCCGACUUGCUCAACAGUCAGAGCCAGAGUGGUUUUGGGGAGGAGUACUUUGAUGAGAGCAGUCAGAGUGGAGACACUGAUGAUUUCAAGGGCUAUGCAUCCCAGGCUCUAACUAACUUAGGGGUGCAGGUCCUGGGGGCUGACGGGGGGGAAAAUAAAUUUAAGGGGAGCAAUCCAUCGGACACGGUGGAUUUCAGUAUUAUUGCAGCUGCCAGCAAAGCUCUGGGCUCCUCGGACAUCAUGGAGCACCACAGUGGAGGUCAGAGCCCCUUGCUGAACACAGGGGAUCUGGGAAAGGAGAAGUCUCAGAAACGGGUAAAGGAGGGCAAUGGGUCUGGAAGUGCCAUGGCAGGGGCAGGGAUAGACGGGAAGCCAGGGAAGCGCAGCCGGACCCCAUCCAGCGAUGGGAAAAGUAAGGAGAAACUUCCGAAGCGGAAGAAGCAGGAGACAGAUGGGAAAUCUCCAUCUCACAGCUCAUCAAACAGGCCCUUCACACCGCCGGCCAGCACAGGUGGGUCCAAAUCUCCAGGGAGCUCGGGCAGAUCUCAGACUCCUCCUGGGGUGGCCACUCCCCCUAUUCCAAAAAUAACCAUCCAGAUCCCCAAAGGAACAGUGACUGUUGGCAAACCGUCGUCGCACGGUCAGUACACGAGCAGUGGUUCUGUCACCUCCUCCAGCAGCAAAAGCCAUCAUAGCCAUUCUUCCUCCUCCUCCUCUUCUUCCUCCUCUUCGACCUCAGGCAAAAUUAAAAGCAAAUCAGAAGGGUCUUCUGGCUCAAAGAUGAGCAGCAGCCUCUACUCGGGCCAGGGCGGCUCCGGGUCGGGUCAGUCCAAGGGCUCGGCCCAGUCGGUGGGAAAGCCGGGAUCCUCCCCCAUCACCAAGCACGGCCUCAGCACCGGCUCUGGCAGCACCAAGAUGAAACCUCAAGGAAAGCCAUCGUCGCUCAUGAACCCUUCCAUGAGCAAACCCAACAUCUCCCCGUCCCACUCGCGGCCCUCGGGGGGGUCUGACAAACUUGCCUCUCCCAUGAAGCCCGUCCCAGGCACUCCCCCGUCAUCUAAAGCAAAGUCCCCCAUCAGUUCAGGCUCUGGUGGGUCCCAUAUGUCCGGGACUGGGUCAGGCUCGAGCAUGAAAUCCUCUUCAGGAAUGGGAUCCUCUGGGUCCAUGUCGCAGAAACCACCUCCCUCGUCAAAUUCCUCCACGGCAUCUUCCUCUUCCUUUUCGUCCAGCGGGUCUUCCAUGUCCUCCUCCCAGAACCAGCAUGGAAGUUCCAAGGGCAAGUCUCCGAGCAGGAACAAGAAGCCCUCCCUGACUGCAGUCAUAGACAAGCUGAAGCACGGGGUGGUCACCAGUGGGCCCGGCGGGGACGACCCCAUGGACGGACAGAUGGGGCCCAGCUCCAAUUCCUCAGGCCAUGCCAUGUCCUCCAAACACAACAUGUCCGGGGGGGAGUUCCAGGGCAAACGGGAGAAGAGCGACAAGGAGAAAUCCAAGGUCUCUGUUUCCGGAGGGUCCGGCGACUCCUCCAAGAAGAACUCGGAUUCCAAAAGCGUCGGGAGCACCGGGGUGGCCAAAAUCAUCAUCAGCAAACACGACGGCGGCUCCCCCAGCAUCAAGGCCAAAGUCACCCUGCAGAAACCCGGGGAGGGCGGCGGGGACGGGCUCAGGCCCCAGAUGGCCUCGUCCAAAAGCUACGGAUCCCCCCUGAUCAGCGGGUCCACCCCGAAGCACGAGCGCUGCUCCCCCAGCCACAGCAAGUCCCCGGCCUACACCCCCCAGAACAUCGACAGCGAGAGCGAGUCCGGCUCCUCCAUCGCUGAGAAGUCCUACCAGAACAGCCCCAGCUCCGACGACGGCAUCCGGCCCCUGCCCGAGUACAGCGCCGAGAAGCACAAGAAGCACAAAAAGGAGAAGAAGAAAGUGAAGGACAAAGACCGGGACAGAGAGCGCGACCGGGACAAGGACAGGGACAAGAAGAAGUCCCACGGGAUGAAGCCGGAGAGCUGGUCCAAGUCCCCGAUCUCGGCGGAGCAGCCGCUCUCCAUGGCCGGCAGCGCCAUCCUGGCGGCCGAGAGGCCGUCCCGGGCCAGCCCCGAGUUCCUCAUCGGGGAGGAGGAUGAUGAUCUCAUGGAUGUGGCUCUAAUUGGCAAUUAGUUCUCUGACAGGAGCUGUCUGCAGGGUCCUGGGGGGGGAAGGAAGGAAGGAAGGAAGGAAGGAAGGAUCCAUCCCAAACCCACCACGAGUGUGUGUUUGGAGAGGGAAAAAAAAGUAUUUCCAAGGUAUUUCCAAGAUUUUCAGAUCGCCAGGGUCUGAGCAGGAGGUGUGAGUGCCAGCACCUGCAGGCACUUCCACUCAUCCUGAACUUACAAGUAUUAUCAUCCCACUGGUGGAGUCCUGCGGGUGAAGCUGAUUGUGGGAAUGUGGGAGCAGCCCCCAAACUGGGGCCAACACAGACAUAGGCUGGUCUGGGACAUCCCAGUCCCUCUGCCCCCAUCCCAUUCAGGAGAAGUUCCUUUUGGAUGUAGGAAGUUUUAAAGCUGUUAUUUUAGGAAAUGUUUUAGGGGUUGGGUUUUAUUCUUUGGAAGAAGGAAAACUGUGAGGGUUUUAAUUUAUUUGAUUUCCGUGGCGUUUCUUCACCCAAUGCCCAGCUCAGGGCGGGCUCUGCGUCCUCCUGGAGAUCAGGAUUUUAUCCCAGGUCACAGCACUGAAGGGUUUCUGCCUUGGGUUUGACUUCCCUUUUUUUUUAGCUAUUUAUUCAGCUCCACAUGGGAAUGCCCUGUGCUCCUUGUUAUCCCCAAAGGGAAUUUGGGCAGCUCUGGUGAUGUUGGUGACGUCCUGGCACGGUGGAAUUCCAGCAGAUCUCAGUUGGAAAGGGGCUCCUGUCUCCAUCCGAGCGCUGCUUCCCUGGGAGCUUCCCUGGAAUCCCCUCGUGCUCCUCAGCUGGGAACUGUGGUCACACACCCAGGGAUUAGUCUGGUGUCCUGCUUGGCACUGGCAGUGCCUGGAGAACAGUCCCUGAGCAGCUCAGCUGGGAGAAGAGUUGCAGCAGAAGUGCUGAUUUCCUUAAAAGAUGGAUUUUGCUCUUUUGGCUGGAAUGAGGAGCAUGACUCAGGCGUCCUCUGGGUCCUGGCUGCUCUUGUGGUCCCUGAAAGGAAAGGAGGCUCAGGGGAGUGGUUUUAUUUUUAAAAGCAGUUUCAUCUGAUUCACUCGAGAGGAAUGUGGGAAAUCAGGAGUUCUGCAAACACAUCUCCUUUGGGAUCAUGGACUGAGUGGGAUCACGGACUCCUGCUCCCACUGGAAUUUGCUGUCUGUUCCUGGAGACCAGGAUUUCCCUGUGGGAACGAGGUUCUGCUUCCUUUUUGGGGCCUCAGCAAGAAAAGGUGUCAAGGAUUUGAGUUCCCUUUAAACCACUGAGAUUUCCCAUCCUGGGCUCACCCCGAGGAUACCCCAGGAAAGCUGUUUCUUUUCCAGCUCUUUGGAAAGGCCAAUGUCUUUGUCCCGUUAAUUGUAGGGAUUUUUCACCUCUUCCUCCUGCCUCCAACUGAAUUCCAGAAUGUGGGAGUCUUGGAGUUCUCCCAAGCCCUCCCAGCUCUGGAGAACUUUCCCUUCCUGUAUUAUCCAAUAUUUAUCCUUUGUCCUGGGCACUGCAGCCUCCCCCUCCCCAGCGCUCCAGGGGCUGGAAUGAUAGGAAAAUGGGAAACAAAUCCCAACCUGGAGCAAAUCCCCUUAUCAGCAUUGGAAUCAUGUGACUGCCACGACGAGGAUGUAAGGAAUACAGUGCCAGAGGAAUUUACCUGGAGCCCCUGCACUGGGAAUGACACCGGCUUGGCCUCCGGAGGGAUCCUGGCCCCUCUCCCGUGUUUAUUUAACUCGUUUUUAUGACAAAACCCCCUUUGAUCCCUUCCCAGUUGUAUGAGGGCACAACCAGCCUUCCCAAAGAAGAGCUUUCAAGUGGAAUCCAGGCUGGGAAUCCCCCAGGAGCCGUGUUUUCCUGCUUGGAAACACACGAAAAAUUGGAAGGAAAUCCCGUCCAGCAGCAAAAUGAACACAGAAAACGUGUUUUAGAGGAACAAACUGCACACGUUUCCUUUCCCCUCACCCAGACCAAAGCUCAGUAUCCAAAAUUCCCCCCCUGUGGAAGGUGGGAACAGAGGGAACAACGUCUCCUCUGGCCACUGCCAGAGACACAGGUCCCAAAUUUAAAGCUUUUCCCCCCGUUUUGGUGCCCUGUCCCCUUCCAAUGACAAGUCCUGUGAGAUAACUGAGGUGUGAGACCGCACAGAGGCUCUCUGGGCUCCGAGAAAUGGUUUAUUUUUGAGCUAUUUUUGCUUAUUCUCGAUGAUUUUACAUCUUUCAGUAUUUUGGAAAGAUUAAAAUAAAGUGAAAAUAAAAAAAAAAUAGUGAGGCAAAUCUUUUAAUCUCAGGUGGUGAAGCCAACACGGAGAUUAAAAGAAGCUGGUUCUUUCCUCGCUGAUCAUGCUGUACAUAAACCCCUGAGCUGGAGAAAGCGCUGGAAUUGUAAAUAAUCCCGGCUCCCGCGGCAGCUUUUUGGGGCGGAAAGUGGAAUUUUGACUUUUUUUUGAAAUAUUGCAGAGAUCACGUUUAUUUACAUGCAAAUAAACCCCUUUGGUACAAAGA